Molecule: messenger RNA, 2937 nt
Organism: Kazachstania africana CBS 2517
Lineage: Eukaryota; Fungi; Ascomycota; Saccharomycetes; Saccharomycetales; Saccharomycetaceae
Gene: DOA4
Product: ubiquitin-specific protease DOA4
Exons: 1
Coding region: 1-2937 (978 amino acids)
Biological process (GO): protein deubiquitination
Molecular function (GO): cysteine-type deubiquitinase activity
Source: RefSeq, a predicted model, not a curated record
AUGGUUGACAUAGGCACAAAGAAUCCCAACAACACUUCUUUACAUAAAGAAUAUUGUUCUUCCAUUUCUCGACUGUCUGAACUAGCUGAAACCUUUAUUUUUGAAGAUGGCUCAAGAGAGAAUAGUAAAAAUAAGAGCAUGAAAUUCCUUUUACAAGAAUGUGUCGACACUUUAUCGAAUUAUAAAGACGAAUGCAAAAAGCUGAAAAGGUUACAGACUGACUCAUCUAUUGAUAUUAACGAUAAAUCAAGGAUAUUCGAGAUUUAUGAAUCUGCAUACAUUUAUUACAAAAUCGUUCAUAUUAUUAUCUUAAAUAGAAUACCUACUUUGAGUGAAUUUCAAACAAUCAAGAAUGAUAAGAGCAAUAGAAAGAACCAAGAAUUGAUGGAAAUAUAUAACACUUUGGUAAGUGCUUUAGCUAAGGAUGAAAAUAUUGCACAAAUUAAAAAUUUCAUAAAGCAUCAUGCAUCAAAUGAGGAACUGAAAAAUAGUGACUAUAAUAAAUACAGGAAUGAUAUCAUAAAAAACUUGCAUCUUCCUUCAAAUGGGUCUUUCAUUUCUACAAUACAAUUAAAUGAAUUAAUGAGAAAUUUUAAUGAUAGUUUGCUAAUUAUUGAUAUCAGAUCAAGAUCGGAGUUCAUUAAGAGUCACAUAAAAUCUAAGAACAUCAUUUGCAUAGAGCCUAUCUCUUUUAAAGAUUCGUACUCUGAUUACGAAUUAGAAAGAAAAUCAAUAAUAACAUCACCAAAUAAUGAAAUAAGACUUUUUAAUAAUAGACAAUCUUUUAAAUUUAUCGUCCUUUACACUGAAAUAUUGGAUACUAAGAAUAAAAAUAAUUCUCAUUUUUAUAACGAAAGGCAAAUUUUACUUUUAAACAUUCUUCUGAAAAGAUCCUUCGAAAAGCCUCUUAAUGAAUGUACCGGAAUAUUUGUCUUAAACAAUGGUUUCUCAAACUGGGUUGCAAAGGGUGGAGAGUUAGAAUCUUUUGAAGCAAAAUCCAAUGGGCUUCCCAGUACGGAUGAUAGUGUAUAUAUUAAUGGAAACACAUCAAGAUUGAGUUUGCAGAAUCUUCCAAAAAUGUCACCAAGUAUCGGUACCACUUCAAUGGACAAAUCAUUCCAUGCUAUGAUGUCAUCCUCGCCAAGCGUGACCAAUGACAGUUACAUUCAACAACCUACUGUAAAAAGAACUUCAAGCUUCAAGAAUUUUUUCCCGCCUCUAGCACAAUUGAAAAGUCCGAAUAAUGUCGCCACAAAUAGCGUUCCUCAGUUAACAAUACGAUCAAAAUUAAACUCACCGAUGUAUUCAAACUCAAUCUCUACACUAUCUCUUGCGACCCCAGGUCCUUCAUCAACUGAUUUCAAGACAGCAACAAACCAUACUUUAUAUCCAGAUACUCCUCAAUUAAAGCCGUCACAUGAUACGAACCAUGCCAUAUCACCGUCACAUAGUUAUGAUAAAAAUUCACCAGAUCAUGUUGGCAUACUCACUAAGAAUAUAACACCCAUAAGCGCUCGUUGUGUUUCCCCAUCUCUUCGGUCAAGAUCACCGUCAACUAAUCUGAAAAACAAUCGAAACACUGCAUUCAACAGCGUUCCAUCAUUUCCCACUGUUCUAUCGUCAGGAGCAACCACUUCAUUAAUUAAUGGCAAGGAUAGCAUACCUAAACCGCCUACACAAUCACUGCCACGUUUACCGGCACUACCAACUAAGCCUGUCAUAUCGUCGAACUUAGCAAGCCCUCCUCACUCAAAAUCAAACAACGGCAGAAGCGCACAAGUUUACACUGAUGCACUUAAGUUAGAUUUUAUUGUUGGUCUAGAAAAUAUGGGUAAUUCGUGCUACAUGAACUGCAUAAUCCAAUGCAUUUUGGGGACUCAUGAUUUAAUUAAGAUUUUUUUGAACAAUUCAUAUGAGAAGCAUAUAAAUCUGAGUAGUAGACUGGGAUCAAAGGGGGUGCUGGCUAAAAAUUUCGCAAGAUUAAUUCACACCAUGUACAUGCAUGCUGUUCCUUCCACAAUUAACAAGCAUACCGAGAAAAAAAUUGUCCCUGUAAAACCAUAUCAGUUUAAGUUGGCUUGCGGUUCGAUAAACUCAUUAUUCAGAGAUUCCCAACAACAAGACUCGCAGGAAUUCUGUCAGUUUUUGUUAGAUGGAUUACAUGAAGAUUUAAAUCAGUGUGGCGGUAACCCCCCUUUAAAGGAGCUAUCACUCGAAGCUGAAAGGCUGAGAGAAAAUCUUUCUUUACGUAUUGCGUCCUCAAUUGAAUGGGAAAGAUACCUCACUACAGACUUUAGUGUUAUUGUUGAUUUGUUUCAGGGCCAGUAUGCAUCAAGAUUAGAAUGUAAAGUAUGUCAUCAUACCUCUACAACAUACCAAUCAUUCUCUGUUCUUUCUGUUCCAUUACCCAAAAAAUUCGAUCCGCAAACAAGGAAAAUAGACUUGAUUGACUGUUUCAAUGAGUUCACCAAAAUCGAAAAUCUAGAAGUGGAUGAACAGUGGUCGUGCCCGACUUGUAAGAAAAAGCAACCUUCUACAAAGAAAUUAACUAUAACAAGAUUACCAAGAAAUUUGAUCAUCCAUUUGAAAAGAUUUGAUAAUAUGUUGAACAAAAACAACUCAUUCAUUGACUAUCCAUUCAAUUUGGAUUUAACAGAGUUUUGGGCUGAUGAUUUCGAUGGUAAUUUACCGCCUGGUGUGAGCAAUGAACUUCCCGCAAGAGGCCAAAUUAAACCUUUUAAUUAUAGAUUAUAUGGUGUUGCCUGUCAUUUCGGUAGUCUUUAUGGAGGUCAUUAUACAGCUUAUGUUGAUAAGGGUAUAGGAAAUGGGUGGUACUAUUUCGAUGAUACGACUUAUAGACCACUCAAAAAUGACAAGGAACCGAUUUCAUCCAGCGCUUAUGUCCUUUUCUAUACUCGUGUAUAUGGAGUGAGGUAA